Kwoniella botswanensis is the source of this 2871-nucleotide messenger RNA. RefSeq lists its product as uncharacterized. The record is from RefSeq and is a predicted model, not a curated record. Gene Ontology annotation, cellular component: cytoplasm. Gene Ontology annotation, molecular function: saccharopine dehydrogenase activity. Lineage: Eukaryota; Fungi; Basidiomycota; Tremellomycetes; Tremellales; Cryptococcaceae. The transcript has 18 exons. Bases 1 to 2871 code for a protein of 956 amino acids.
AUGAUACGAUUACUAGGACUGGCUAGACUGCCUUUACAGAGACCGAUCUACACGUUCAGCAGACAACUCACGACUUUAGGUCUGCGGCGAGAAGAUCCCAAGAGGAUAUGGGAGAGACGAACAGCCCUCACUCCAGAUGCUAUCAAAGGCCUAAUCAGCGAACAGAAGGGUAAAGAGGAGCUACAAGUGGAAGUAGAAAGUUGUGGAAGAAGGUGUUUCUCUGAUCAGCUCUAUCAACAGGCAGGUGCUAAGAUCGUACCUUCCCUGUCGAGUGACGUGGAUGUUGUAUUGGGUAUAAAAGAACCUCCUGUCGAGGAUGUACACAGGUUGAUUGAUGCAAAGGACGGAAAGGAAAUGAAAUGGAUGAUGUUCUCACACACUCAUAAAGGACAGGAAUACAAUACACCCCUUCUCGAAGCGUUCCUGUCUCCCACCAAGGGUCAGACUUUGAUAGACCACGAACUGCUUACAGCGCCUUCUACCGGUAAAGAUGGGAAACCAAGUAGAACGAGGGUAGCAGCGUUCGGAUGGUAUGCUGGAGCUGUCGGGGCUGGCGAGGCCUUAUCAAUGACUGGAAUAGCUCUGUUGAAAAGGGGUAUAGCAUCUCCCCUAUUGCAUCUACCCAGGCCAUAUGCUUCUGGUACUUUGGCGGAAUUCAAGGCUUCCUUGCGGAAAUGUGGUCAGAUUAUCAGAUCAUCUCCUGUAGCUGAGACAAAAGGUCAAGGUCCAAUCGUCAUUGGAGUAACGGGAGGUGGGAAUGUAUCGACGGGGGCCAAGGAGAUGUUGGAUGAGCUGAACGUGGAAUGGGUCAGAGCCGAAGAAUUGGCCGGACUGAAAGAUGCUCCUACAAAUCGAGUAUACGCUUGUAUGAUCCCUACUUCAUCAUAUAUCAUUGGCACCGACGGGGAACCUUAUGACAGAACAGCAUAUUAUAAAACACCUGCCCAGUACAAGUCUAUAUUCGCUGAGAAGAUCGCACCCUACCUCACAACCAUCAUUAACGGCGUUGGCUGGUCAUCUACCUUCCCUCGAACUAUCAGUAAUUCCGAUUUGUCGUCGCUCUUGGGCGCUUCGUCUGGACAGGGGCAGAAACAGAAAUUGGUAGCUGUACAGGACAUAACAUGCGAUAAAGAGGGCGGACUUGAGUUUGUGAACCAAUUCACGACAAUUGACGAACCAUAUUUCGAAGGUCCUGGAGGGAUUCUGAUAAGCAGUAUCGACAUCCUACCAACUGAACUUGCUGCCGAUGCAUCAGCUCAUUUCUCAUCAAAGAUCUUACCUUACGUCCGAAAGGCUCUUUUCCCAGAGGCGCAAGGGGAUAAAACAGGAGAGAACGAUACGGUACAAAGAGCUAUGAUUGUUGAUCAAGGUGAAUUGUUGGAACCGCAUAGGUGGUUAUUACCCAAGGUGGAAGCUUGGAGAUCGAGCUCCUCGUCAUCCAAUGCGACCGAGACUACUCCGAAUUCGGCGCCUCUAGGGCAGUCACGCCAAGGAGGGAAGAAGAAGGUACUACUUCUAGGAAGUGGAUUAGUGGCCGGACCAGCAGUUGAGGUAUUCGCUGCUAGAUCGGACGUGCGUCUGGCGAUUGCCAGCAAUAACCUCUCCGAAGCUAAGACCCACAUCAAAGAUCGCGCCAAUGUCGAAGCUAUUGCACUUGAUGUGGGUGAUGAAGUAGCUUUGGGCGAAGCUGUAGCUGCUUCCGACGUGGUGGUCAGUCUCUUGCCAGCUCCGAUGCAUCCUCAGGUGGCGAAGCACUGUAUCAACUUUUCCAAGCACUUGGUAACUGCCUCUUACGUCUCGCCAGAGAUGAAAUCACUUGACCAAGCUGCGAAAGAGAAAGAUGUCAUUCUCCUUGGUGAAUGCGGUCUUGAUCCGGGAAUAGAUUCAAUGGCAGCUAUGCGAAUCCUGGAUCGAGUCAAGAGGGAAGGUAAGAGAGUCACGUCGUUCGUAUCGUGGUGCGGUGGAUUACCUGAACCUUCGGCUAGUAACGUACCUCUGCGAUACAAAUUCUCUUGGAGCCCUAAAGCGGUAUUGACUGCUGCUCAGAAUGAAGCACACUACAAGAUGAACAAUGAGAUUGUGGAAAUACCAGGAGAUCAAUUGUUAUCAAAACAUUUCCCAGAAGUCAACCUUUGGCCUGACUUGCAGUUAGAAGGUUUAGCCAAUCGAGAUUCCAUCCCUUAUGCAGAGAAAUAUGGAUUAGGGGAGGUGGAAGGAUUAAAAGAUCUGUUCAGAGGUACUUUGAGGUAUCAAGGAUUUUCAAGUUUACUUGAAUCCUUCCGAAAACUUGGUUUACUAAGCAAUGAUCCGCUCAAGAUUGUUCCGGAGAAUUGGCAGGAAUUCUUAUCUCUUUCGAUAGCUAGACAAGUAGGGUACGAGAAAUCGCUCAAAGCGGAUGAUGUGCCUCGGGUGAUAUCUGAUCUGAUGGUUGAUCCGAAGAUUCGAGAAGAGACUCUGGAAGCUUUGAGUUGGUUCUCAUUAUUACCUUUUUCGAAAUCCACCUCAAUCUCCUCAAUUCCAUUGCCCAAUCUCAGAGCACCAGUACCUGUUGACCUAUUCGCCCACCUCCUAUCACAUAAAUUGGCUUAUAAUCCAGGAGAGCGAGAUACAUGUCUAUUACAUCAUUCGUUCACCCUCGAAGGCGCAAGGAAGGAAGAAAAAGUAACUGCAUCUUUGUUACAUUAUGGAGAUGAACAGUCUUCGGCUAUGAGCGUAACUGUUGGCAAGACACUUGCGUUCGCUGCUUUGCGUGUGUUAGAUGGACAGGUCACACAAAGAGGUGUGACGGGCCCUUAUGAGAGGGAAGUUUGGGAAGGGACGUUGGAUAGUCUUGAGAGUGUUGGUGUGUUCGUUAAAGAGGAAUGGAGUUAG